AUAAUACUGGCUGACAUACGUUUUUGGUGGGGCGGCCGAAGAAGCAAGGACGAAGAAUUGGUGGGAGUCGCGAGAUCUUCUGGCUCUUCGACGAGGUCGAUCGCAGUUCGCGGUGCGGUCUUGGCAAUUGUAGUUGGUCUGAAUGGAUUUCGAGAAAGGGUUGCCGUUGUACGUGAGCGGGAAGGUGACGACCGGCUUCGGCCGGGGCUCCAAGGAGCUCGGCAUCCCGACGGCCAACUACUCGGACGAGGUGGUGAGGAGUCUGCCGACCGACCUCGAGACAGGGGUCUACGGCGGUUGGGCCCAGGUCGACGGCGGCCACGUCCACAAAAUGGUCAUGAGCGUCGGUUGGAACCUCUUCUACAACAACAAAGAGAAAACAAUGGAAAUCCACAUCCUACACCCAUUCGAUAAGCCUUUCUACGGGGCCGAGAUGAAAGUCUGCGUCGUCAACUACAUCAGGCCGAUGACCGACUUUUCAUCCGUCGACGAACUCAUCGCUGCCAUCAAAACCGACAUUCAAACAGCCCAACGUGAGCUAGACCUCCCACAAUAUUCAAAAUACAAAAACGAUCCUUACUUCUCAUGAAAAGUGUUACUCAAUUUCGACUUAUUUACUUAACCAAAAUUUAGCAAUGUGAUAAACAUACAAGUUGUCAUUUUUAACUUAUUACCAA
Cimex lectularius (bed bug) is the source of this 677-nucleotide messenger RNA. RefSeq names its product putative riboflavin kinase (gene Rfk). The record is from RefSeq and is a predicted model, not a curated record. The transcript has a single exon. Gene Ontology annotation, cellular component: mitochondrion. Gene Ontology annotation, molecular function: riboflavin kinase activity. Lineage: Eukaryota; Metazoa; Arthropoda; Insecta; Hemiptera; Cimicidae. Gene Ontology annotation, biological process: riboflavin biosynthetic process; FMN biosynthetic process. Bases 143 to 589 code for a protein of 148 amino acids.